AAAGUUACGUCAUCGCUGAUGACAGAUCAUGUGGAUGAAGUGUAUAAAAGAGGGGAACUCGAUCGAUUGUAGCCACCAUUCUGAUUCUGCUGAAGCCUUAAGAUACUGUCAAGUGCAACAUUUUCAUCAAUGGCAACUCUAGGUUUUCAAGCUGUUCGUCCUCCACCGUUAACUUCCACCUCCGACCCACCUCCUCUUUUUGAUGGAACCACCAGGUUGUACAUCAAUUAUUCUUGCCCCUAUGCACAACGUGUAUGGAUCGCUAGAAACUACAAGGGGCUAGAAGACAAGAUCAAAUUGGUCCCUAUCGACCUUCAGGACAGGCCAGCUUGGUAUAAGGAGAAAGUCUACCCUGAAAAUAAGGUGCCAUCCUUGGAGCACAAUGGCAAGGUAUUGGGAGAAAGUCUUGAUUUGAUUAAAUAUGUAGAUGCAAACUUUGAAGGGACAACUUUGUUUCCCAGUGAUCCUGCCAAGAAAGAGUUUGGUGAGCAGUUGAUAUCUCAUGUUGAUACGUUCACCAAAGACGUGUUCAUUUCAUUGAAAGGGGAUCCUGUACAGCAAUCCAGUCCUGCUUUUGAAUACUUGGAGAAUGCUCUUGGUAAAUUUGAUGAUGGGCCAUUCUUUCUUGGUCAAUUUAGUUUGGUGGAUAUUGCCUAUAUUCCUUUUGUUGAAAGAUUCCAGAUUGUGUUUGCUGAGGCGUUGAAGCAUGACAUCACAGAAGGAAGACCUAAACUUGCUGCAUGGAUUAAGGAGGUGAACAAGAUUGAUGCUUAUACACAGACAAGAGUCGAUCCUCAGGAUAUUAUUGAUCUUUUCAAGAAGCGUUUUCUGCCUCAACAGUGAACGUUGGAUCGCUGAGGGCCCUCUAAGAUGUAACCAAUAAAGCAUCCUUUUCAUUCAUGGGAUGCAUCUUCAGUCAAAUAUUGUUGUGUUUAUAUGCUAGAUUUGCAGGAUAGUUUGAUGUCAUAAUUAUGUUCAAAUUUAAGCUUGUAUGUUUGAUGUCGUAACAAUGUUUAUGUACCAGCUUGUGAUCACUGAUCAAUAUAGUAUUAUCCUACUUGAACUAUGUUAUAUUACGUAUAAAACUUUGAUAUCUCAACUGUGAGCAAAGGUUUAUUGUA
Molecule: messenger RNA, 1121 nt
Organism: Abrus precatorius (Indian licorice)
Lineage: Eukaryota; Viridiplantae; Streptophyta; Magnoliopsida; Fabales; Fabaceae
Product: glutathione S-transferase L3-like
Exons: 10
Coding region: 130-843 (237 amino acids)
Molecular function (GO): glutathione transferase activity
Source: RefSeq, a predicted model, not a curated record